AUGGAUGUGCAUAACGCUUUUCUUCAUGGGGAUCUCGAGGAAGAGGUCUAUAUGAAACUUCCGCCAGGCUUCAGGCAUUCUCAUCUCAGCAAAGUUUGUCGGCUCCGGAAAUCCUUGUAUGGUCUAAAACAAGCACCUCGUUGUUGGUUUAAGAAGUUAUAUGAUGCUCUGCUCCGCUUCGGCUUUGUGGAAUCUUACGAUGACUACUCUUUGUUCUCUUAUUCGUCUAAAGAUUUAGGCCGCCUCAAAUACUUUCCCGGCAUUGAAAUCUCUCGAGGUCCAACAAGAAUGUUUCUUUCUCAACGAAAGUAUGCUUUGAACAUUAUCGCUGAAACUGGAAAUCUCGGGUCUCGCCCGGCUGCGACUCCUCUCGAGCAAAAUCAUCAACUCCCCACGGUUGAUAGUCCACUUCUCGAUGAUCCUAAGAAGUACUGUCGUCUCCUAGGACGUUUGAUUUAUUUACUCAACACAAGGCCGGAGCUGUUCUACUCGGUCCAUUUGCGGUCUCAGUUUAUGCAAGCACCCACGUUGGCUCACUGGGAAGCUGCUUUACGUGUUGUACGUUACCUAAAGGGUUCGCCUGGUCAAGGCAUUUUUCUUCACUCUGAUCCCGAUCUUACGCUUACUGUGUACUGUGACGCAGACUAUGAUUCAUGUCCGUUGACUCGUCGUUCUCUCAGUGCCUUCGUCAUUAUGCUUGGAGGCUCACCUGUGGCUUGGAAAACAAAGAAGCAGAGCAAAAGAUCUUCAAAGCUAAAAUUACUUUUUGAUCUCUUUCGCUCUUUGUUAUGGCUGGAGACGAUGUCGAUGCUUCAGCCAGUGGAGAUGGUGCCAGUGGUAACCAGGUGGCCAGUGGCGGUUCCGGUGGAGCUGUGGUCGGUGUUGGUGUUAUCUCGCCGUACACGUUGUCGGCGUAGAUAA
Microthlaspi erraticum is the source of this 921-nucleotide messenger RNA. Lineage: Eukaryota; Viridiplantae; Streptophyta; Magnoliopsida; Brassicales; Brassicaceae. The record is from the annotation of a GenBank genome assembly.